AUGUGGAAAGUGUUUAAGAGCCUGGUACUAGACAUCACAGACCAAGACCAAGAAUGGUUGCUUCCACACUGGGGACCACAGCACCAGCGCCGCAGCCGCUCUGGAGCUCCAGACCCUCGGCUUGAACAUGACCAAGCCCUGCCUCUCCUCGGGGCGGCAGCACGGACUCUAACACCCGGGGAACCGCGCCUGGUCUGCGGGUGCCUUCAGUCCGGGAGCCCGCUGAUACUGCUGCCGCAUGGAGAGCGAGGUGUAACUGGUCUGAAGACCGUGUGGAUCAUGACUGGUCCAAACUCCCCCAACAGAAGCAGCUCCAGCUCAGUCAAACUGAGACACACCAGGUCGAAGAGCUCGAGCGCUCACUGCCUGCUGAGUCGGUGCAGACCUCCCUCUCCAGGGGAGGAGGGAGAGGAGGGGGAGAAAGAGGGGGGAGUCCAGUUUCACGUGAACCGCGGAGGUUUCCCCAUCGAGCCCCAGACCUGGGAGCAGAUGUGGAACCAUGUGGGGAACCUGCAUCCAGAGGGACCGAGUCUGGGGGAAAAGAUCCGGAGCGCCCCCUACCUGCCCAAGCCUCCGGUUCCGUCAGUGCCAAACUUCAAACCGUCCAUGUCCAUCUCUGAUUGGCUGACGGCGGUGCAGAACUACAUGAAGGCUCUGCAAUACAAUCACACUGGGACUCAGUUCUUUGAGAUCAAGAAGAGUCGUCCUCUGUGCGGGUUGAUGGAGACGGCUCGGGACAUGAUCCGGGAGUCUCUGCCGAUCAAGUGUCUGGAGGCGGUGAUCCUGGGAGUGUACCUGACUAACGGCCUGACCUCUCUGGAGCGGUUCCCCAUCUCCUUUAAGACCCAGUUCUCGGGUCACUGCUUCCAUCACGUGGUUCUGGGCGUCUGCUGCAACGGUCGCUACGGCUCUCUGGGAAUGAGUCGCCGUGACGACCUCAUGGGCAAACCACUCUGCCACCGCACCCUGGGGGACCUGGUGGGGGAGUUUGAGAGUUCCUACAGGAGGUACCAGCACACCAUCAAGAAGGUGAAGAUCGGUCUGUAUGUGCCUCAUGAUCCUCACGUGUUUCAACCGAUCGAGUGGAAACAUCUGGUGCUGAACGCAGCGAGACUCGGAGCUUUGGAAAUGAGGAGAGAACUGGAGAAACACGGGAGAGACAUGAGGAUGAAGAUCCUGAAGUCGUCCAGCGCACAGUCUCCCGUCAAAGAGCGAAGUCGAGGGAAGAGUCUGUCUCCACGGCGACGGCGGAGCGGCAGCCCCCAGCGACGGCAAGCGAGGAGGGACAAAUCACCUGCCUGUGUGGACCGGAAGCCCGCGGAGCUCAGCACACUCAGCGAUGGAUACCAAAUAAGGAUCUAA
Molecule: messenger RNA, 1362 nt
Organism: Knipowitschia caucasica
Lineage: Eukaryota; Metazoa; Chordata; Actinopteri; Gobiiformes; Gobiidae
Source: the annotation of a GenBank genome assembly